Molecule: messenger RNA, 2242 nt
Organism: Belonocnema kinseyi
Lineage: Eukaryota; Metazoa; Arthropoda; Insecta; Hymenoptera; Cynipidae
Gene: Ctns
Product: cystinosin homolog
Exons: 10
Coding region: 571-1698 (375 amino acids)
Biological process (GO): L-cystine transport
Cellular component (GO): lysosomal membrane
Molecular function (GO): L-cystine transmembrane transporter activity
Source: RefSeq, a predicted model, not a curated record
GGAGGAUGUUGAGUGACUCGAGUCAUUCCGAACGUGGACGCGAUUCUGUGAGGAGUAUAAUCGUACUUUCAGUUACGUUCCCAUUUAAGAUAAUUGUUUAAAAUUUUUAAGAUAAAAAAACUGGGGAGUUGAUAGUAGUCAGUCAACGAGUCGGUGACAGUUUCGUGAGAUUUGAUUCGAAUGGGGAGAAAAUAUUCGACUUAUUUUCGAGUCUGGAGGAAAGGCGAAAUUCUCGGAGGUGGCUGAAAUUUGUAAUUUAUUGGAUAUCAGUUAAAUAUUUUUCUGAAAAAACUGGCGUUUCAACAAGGAUUUUCAACAGAAAAACAACCGGAAAAAAACUGAUUGCACGAAUCAGGAUCCGGGUCGACAAGCUGGAUUUUACUUAGCCUCAGGACGUCGGCUCUACCUUGAAACGGGAGCCGAAGAACGACUUGAAUUUCAAUUUUCUGUUUGGUCUUCUGUGUAAGAUUUAAAAGAUGGAUUUUCUACAGACAAUCUCGUUUCUAGUGUUAGUAGUGACAACGAAAGUUUAUGCUGACUUUCAAGUAUCGCCGCAAGAUCUGACUAUUCAUGUUGGGAAUGAAAAAUCAUUUACUUUAUAUCUAUCGACCUAAAAAAAGUGUGCCAAAGAGUGAUUUGAUCCGUUCAUUUUUUAGAAAUUUAUCAUGUUUACGGACGGAUAGACAGACAGACGCCAUCGUCUGUUUCCAAGCAAAGAGUGAACCUUUAUUGAGCGAAGUGAACGUAACCUUCGAUAUUCAACAUCCAGAUUUAAUUCGAGCCGUUCCAGCCAGUUUAAUUGUGGAGAAAGGUUCAAAAGAUAAUUGGACUAUCAUAGUUCAGGGUCUAGGUGCAGGAAAUGUGAUCCUUGGUGCGAAUGUUACUCCUAGCAACAUUACAAGUUUUACAGACGCAUUUUUGAGGAUAACAGUAGAAAAAUCUGAUGUAUUGAACCACGUGAGUACCGUAGUAGGAUGGCUUUACUUUUUGGCAUGGAGUGUCAGUUUCUAUCCGCAAAUCUACAGCAAUUACAAACGAAAAAGUGUCGUGGGACUGAAUUUCGACUUUUUGUCGCUCAAUUUAGUUGGAUUUGUUUUGUACUCUCUGUUUAACUGUGGCCUUUAUUGGAUUCCUGAAAUAGAGCAAGAAUAUUUCAGUCGCUAUCCGAAAGGUUUGAACCCAGUGAAAGAAAACGAUAUAUUUUUUUCCUUACACGCAUUUUUUGCGACAGUAAUCACAAUUCUACAGUGUUUUAUUUACGAGAUUGGAACGCAAAGAGUAUCAACAACAGCUCGAAUUAUUCAUGGAAUAUUUGCGAUCUUCAUCGGGAUUUCUACAUUUUUGGCCUUGGGACAUGUGAUUGGAUGGCUUGAUUUUCUCUACUACUGCAGUUACGUUAAAUUAGCGAUCACUUUAAUUAAAUAUGUCCCACAGGCGUUCUAUAACUACAAAAGAAAAUCGACAGUUGGAUGGAGUAUCGGAAAUAUCUUUCUAGAUUUCACUGGGGGCACUUUAUCUAUGUUACAGAUGAUCAUUAACGCCUACAAUUUUGAUGAUUGGGAAAGUAUUUUCGGAGAUCCGACGAAAUUCGGCCUAGGCUUUUUUUCAGUCGCCUUCGAUAUUUUCUUCCUUGUUCAACACUAUUGCCUCUACGGAACUGACAGCGAAAAGGUGAUCGACUUGAAAGGCCGACUGUAACCAGCCAAUCAACAAUACAGCUUGUGUCUUACAUCUGUAUUCCAUAGACUUCGUUUAAAAGUAGAAAUGCUCUUUAAAGACAAUUGUUAAAAUGAAAUAUCAAAGUCUGGAAAAAGACUAAGAAAGUGUCAAGUGCCCGUGCCAACUGCAGAAAGACUAAAGAUAAUUUUGUGUAAAGUACUUCGCCCCCAAAAGUAUUAAUGCACUUAGUGAUGAUUCAUUAAAAAAAAGUGAAACAUGAACUCUCGUGAUUGGGAGCAAAGCUGUGUGAACUAUAGAAUGAUUUUUAUUUUUACUUAGCAAAGACUUUGUUCGAUUUUAAAACGCGUUUUAAUUGAAAGAUUAUUUACUUUCAUUUCAUAAUUUUAUUUUUACUUUUAUUUUAUUUUACAGGAAGUUAUGCAAGAAGUGUGUUUCGACGUAUUUAUUAUUAUUGAGUAAUUUAAACUAGAUAAAAUACCAAAACUUACAACGAAUUUUCAUUGUUUUAUAUGUUAUAAAUCAGUUACAAUAAAAAGGAAGUCGUUUGCACAUUCCCCUCCUA